Ectocarpus sp. CCAP 1310/34 is the source of this 669-nucleotide messenger RNA. NCBI's taxonomy places the organism in Eukaryota, Phaeophyceae, Ectocarpales, Ectocarpaceae. The record is from the annotation of a GenBank genome assembly.
AUGCUGCCGACGUCCAUUCCUGACGCCUCCGGCAACGAGAAGAGCGGGCUGGACAUGUACUUUCUGGAGCAAGAUGGCGGCACCUUCAAGGCUACGGUACGUACGUGCCGCGACAGGCGCGCAAUCACGUGCACCCAUGUGUGUACCAAGCUAUCUCGUCCAACGGCACCGAACCUCUUUCGCUCGAGCCGCCCGAAUGAGAACCUCUCGCACUUCAUGUUUGCCCUCUGGCGUCGUUCUUUUUUGUUUUCGACCAAGGUUUUCUACAAGCCGUACUUUUACGUAUUGGUGAAGGAGGAGCGGCACAUCCAGGACUGCAUCCAGUGCAUACGGCGGCGGUUCGAGGACUCAGCGGUGGAGGUUACGGUGGUGGACAAGGAGGACCUCGACAUGCCCAACCACCUCUCGGGAAAGCUGAGAAGGUUCCUCAAGCUAAGCUUCCACAGCGUGGCGGACCUGAUGGAGGUGAAGCGGGCCCUGAUGCCGACGAUCCAGGCCAACAAGACCAGGGCCGAGGCGCAGGACGCCUACAUGCACGCCGAGGCGCGGGAGCAGCAGCCGAGCGACUUCCUGUCGGUGCUGGUGGACGCGAGGGAGUACGACGUGCCGUACUACGUGCGGUGCUCUAUUGACCUGGACAUCAGGCUCCCUAUGUUUUUCGGUUGGUGA